This is a messenger RNA of Prorocentrum cordatum, 1852 nucleotides long. The record is from the annotation of a GenBank genome assembly. Lineage: Eukaryota; Dinophyceae; Prorocentrales; Prorocentraceae.
GUGAGCUACCUCGAGGAAGAAAUCUCGAGGCUGUCGAACCAGCAGAACGAUGAAUCGGUACGAAAUUGGUUGGAGGGUAAGCCCUAUAGGCGCGCUUCGGAGUUCUCAUGGGGCACCAUAAGGACGCCCCGUGAUGAGCAAUCCAGCCAGGUCAGUGGCAUCAGCGAGUCUCCAUCAGCAGCGCACGACAGCCGAUCCCCGCGCGUGCACGACGCCCAGCAGCACCGCACGCCCACAGGCAACGUUGCGGUGCUGGACAGCCAGCUGUCCCACAAUAUGUCCCCCAAAGUCUCCGUCAGCAGCGACGGGUCAGAGAGUGUCGAGGAGGACAAAGAUGGCGAGACCGACGCAUGUUCGGCGGAUGCGGCAGGCCAGGAUGAUUGUGAGGACGAGGCUGUGGGUCAGCUCGGCCGCGGCCAGUACGUGUGGCAGUGGCAGCGCACCAAGGGUGGCUUUCGUAACUACACUGCGGAUCAUAAUGACCAGAUCGAGAAGGCCUACCAGCGCGGCCAGUCCAAGGUGCGCAUCAAGAGCGGGCAGGAUGGUAAGACGGUGAUGGAGAUUUGUUUCGUCGAUAUGGUCCAGUUGAUUUUCCAUGGCGGGUCACGCUGGGAGUCCUACGAGAAGUACAAGAAGCGCCAGCACGGUUUGCUCGGAAUAUCUGAAGGAGAAGAGGAGGGUAACCUAUCUUUCAGUCACCUCGGGCCAGUCGACACAUUUUCCAGUCAAUUUGUUUAUUCUGAAAAAGCCGACAACAUCUGCACUAGGAUGACUGGGAGCUCCGUCUUUUUCGUGGUCUCGGUGCUAUUCACGUUGCUGAACCUGCUAUGGAUCGGCAUCAGCACGGAGCUUGGCGAGUUCAACCAGAGUUUGUGGAAUCGGGGCACAGAGUCCAUUAUAAUCGAGCAUAUCUUCACGCUUUACAGCAUUGUCGAGAUCGUGCUCCAAGUCAUGAGCAUGAAGCACAGGUCAAAGUGCUUUUUCAGUCCCUGGUUCCGCCUUGACGCAGCGUGCACUGUUGCAAUCGUGCUGGAGGUUCUCGUGGCCCCCCACGUGCCAGCCGCCGCAGGUUCCCUGCUCGCCUACCAGGUGCUGCGACUGACGAGGCUGGCGUGGCUGCUCAAGUUGACGCGCGCAAGGCGGGCCGUGGGGACUAUUCUGAACGAGAUGGCCAGUGGCAUGCGCUCGGCGGCUGACAUCUGGAUCCUUAUCGCCGUCCUCCUGUACACCUGUGGCGUGCUGCUCACCGCUGCCAGCCAUCGCAGCGAGCAUCUGAGGGAGCGGUACUUCGGGUCUGUGGGUCACACGAUCUUGUCGCUGCUUUCCCACGGCGUUGCCAUGGACGGUCUUAGUGAAUUCUUCAACGACUUGCGUGCUCAUCACGCGAUCUUCGAAGCGUCGGUGUUUGCCACGUUCGUGUUUCUGACCUAUUUCGGGCUGUUGAACAUGCUUGGGGUCGUCAAGUGUUACAUGGAUGACAACGGUGACUGGCAUAUUAAUGGUGCUACGUUCCAGCUGAUCAUGCAGAACGCCGACGUGCUAGAAUCUCUUCGAGAUUGUGGGACCGACGUCGACGGGCUCUUGAUGUUGACCGAGGUCUUGUUUCCUACUGAAGCCUCCGUGAUUACAUAUCAAGAGUUUGUCUCUGUCAUCGUGCGCCUCCGUAAGGGUAAGCCCGUGAGCAUCUCUGAGGUCAUCGGGCUUCAGGAGUUCAUGAAACAGAAGAUGGAUCAGCUCGAUGAGAGUAUUCGAGACGGAAUGCAAUUGGAGAGCAGAGCGGCGUCAAGGGUUGGCAGCGUCGUUGACGCAGAUAGAGUGCGUCGCAGGGUCACGCAGUUGACCGCAGAGGUAC